Molecule: messenger RNA, 453 nt
Organism: Symbiodinium natans
Lineage: Eukaryota; Dinophyceae; Suessiales; Symbiodiniaceae
Source: the annotation of a GenBank genome assembly
AUGCCCUGCACCGAGGUCCUCUCGGUGCUCCAGGAAAAAGUUUCGCAGGCAGCUAACCGACAGCUCAAGGCCCUGGCGUUGGGUUUGGAUUCAGGGGUGGCCAUGCCCAGCCGGCCAUCCAUUGGAAGCAUCUCAAAGGAGUCUGCAGGCCCCGGACGCCCCCCGGUGCCGGGCGCAGCCCUGGGCAGCGCUCCGGCCUCGGAGAGAGGGGGCGUCCAGGCCCCCGCCCCGCCUCGGUCCGAGAAGGAUGCAUCCCCUGCGCCAAGACUGCAAAAGAUGCAGCUGGAAGUGGAUACCGAGCUGCUCCUGGAGAAGGAGCAGGCGAUUGCCGAGCUCCGUGAGAUGGUUGGGAUCAUGACGGAAAAGAUCAAGAAGCUGGAGCAACUGGUGGGCUGGGGAUGGCUCAUGGGGGAGUGGCGAGGGCGGCGAGAGGGGGCCUUCAAGAGGAGUUGA